Messenger RNA from Clupea harengus (Atlantic herring), 2699 nucleotides. It is a transcript of the gene dsn1, whose product is annotated as DSN1 component of MIS12 kinetochore complex. Lineage: Eukaryota; Metazoa; Chordata; Actinopteri; Clupeiformes; Clupeidae. Gene Ontology annotation, biological process: cell division; chromosome segregation. Gene Ontology annotation, cellular component: MIS12/MIND type complex. The record is from RefSeq and is a predicted model, not a curated record.
CAUUCGAAUGACGACAUAGGGUACUUUGUUUUCGUAGCAGCGCGGGAUAAAUUUGAAGGGACGACAUUAAAAUGGCGGAACAGCAGCAGGAAAAGUCUUCUUACACAAGUUCCAGAAAUGAGAGCCACGGCCAUCAUCAAAACGAGAUGGAGUCAGAAGAGACUUCCACUGGGAUCAAAAGAAUUCUUCAUGAUAAGCCCAACUCUGAACCACCUCACAAGUCUUCUCGUUCAGGGUCACCCUCUAAAGAACUCUUAGCGCCAGGGUUAGACGACGAUUUAGAAGAACCAAAGGUGUCUUUGGCAGAAGAGAUGGUUCCCAAACCCACGGAAGGCUCCGAACUGAGUCCUCGCUCAAGAAGGAAAUCUUGGAGGAGGUCAACACGAGGCAGACAGUCCAUGCCCUUGUUUUCAGGGGCUGUUCAAAAUUUACACAAGUCUAUCAGUCUGUCCUUACCAAAGGAGGAGAGAAUUGAGAAAUUAAUGGAAGGUGCUAUGAAUGUGGCUGUGGAGAGGCUUCAGAAGACCCUUGUCACUCUGCCAGGUGCAGAUUUAGAAAUGUUCCAAACACAAGUGGAGUCCUUAAAGAAAGAGUGGUCUCGAGUCGCAAACGAAAUACGUGAUGAAAGGAAGUUGGAAGAAGAAAAAGAAAAAAAUACCAAAAGAGACCCUAAUAUUGAGAGAGCCUUGGAGCUGUCCAGGAGUGCCAUCCGCAGGUUGGAGACUGAGAGUGCAUUGUGGGACUCUCUGCUUGAAAAGCAUCAGUCAAAAGCUGAGGAGCUGGCCAAGCUUAUAGAGAAGGGAGAGCGUUUGCCUUUAGACCCCAGCUGCAUGGCCCAUUCCUCACAAAGUGAACUGAUCCACAGUAAACCGAACUACCGCAACAUACUCUCCAGACAGCAACAGCGCCUCUACACAGUGGAACUGGUGCUGGACGCCCAGUGCAAACUGUUCAAGGAGCUGCUGUCUUUCCAGGAGCAGUGUGAACUACUGGUAAAGGAGAUAAGCACUAAACUUGCUGACGAGGCUGGAUUACAGGAUCUUCCUUGUCCUGUCAGAAGCCUUCUUAUAGGACCUGUGGCCGGCACAUCAUCUUAACGUUUGACUCGGAACACAGAACAGGAAUACCUAUCAGUUUAUGUGUGCUCAGUUAACAUGGAGUUAUGUAUUUAUGUAUAUAUGAACAAAAAGCCUGGGCACUGUGUAAAUCUCCAUGGGGAUACUUCAGGUGUCUCAUGUUCAUCUGAAAUUAUCACUUUCAAAUGUCUUAAUGUCAGUGACCUUGUUUGAAAUAUGUCUACACUAUUUUAUGUAUGCAGGUUUAUAAAGAAAAGGUUUGUGCUGGCUUGACAGAAGUAAACUGUCAUUGCAUUUGGCAACAUUGUUAAUGUCUCUAAAACUGUCAAGACUAUGAAACGGUAGUAAAAUAUCAAUCAACGUCCACUAGAUGGCACUACAGUCUUGUGUUUCCUAAUGUUCACACAGGUGCUUGCAUAUUUUGUAAACCCUUCAUUGUAUGUGUGAAGUACUUGUUUUUCUUACAAAACCACAUUACUCCAAGAAAUUUCUCACUUAUUCAGAAAAUAUUAAAAGUGAGAAGAUGGAGAGUUUUCUAAAAAAAUGAAUAUCAUGGGACCUCUAAGAAUUUUUCAAGAGACCUUUUAAAGUUGUUGCAUUUUUGAAUGCAUGGUGUUCGGGAACAAGGUGUGAACUUAGUGUCAAAAGCUGACCUAAUAUGUUCUACAGCCAAUAUAUUGUCAUGUUGUCGACUGGACUCCAGAGCCCCCUGUUCAGUGAACACUGGGCGUCCUUUUCUAGCUCUGCAUCCUACACACCCACCCACCCUUGUGUUUCCCCUGACCAUUCACAGGAGCUUGCCCCUCCCCCACUGCCUCUUCCCCUCUCUCCUCUCCUCUUCCCUGGAUUGCUGGGGCACCGAGGCAGAACGAAGCUCUGACAUUGUGCCAGUGAUUCACAUUCAUUCAUUCUCUCUCUCUCGCUUGCCCUCUCUCUCUGAUCUACUCCUCAUCCUGUGGUACCACUCUCUGUUUCACCCUGCUGCUAUAUCCAAUCACCUCAUAUCUCUGUGUCUCAGAGAUGCACUGGUUUAUAUUUGUGUGUAUGUGUCUGCAGGUUCCUCUGAAAAACACUGGUAUUUGCAUGCAGAUAUGAUACCAGCAAUUACGCAACGAAAGGCCAAGGAACGCAUCUCUUACGGAUAAGUGGGAUGGGGGGGGCGGUAUUCCUUGAAAUCAGGAAUGUUUUCUAGGAAUUCUGUCUCAAUCAUUUUGUCAUGAUUUACCUUUAUGCAUCAGUCAAUUAAAUGCUGUGGCUAUAUUUUGUAUGGAGAGAAUUCGAGCACGGUGGGAAUGAGAUUGAGGUGUGGGAGAAAAGUGGGGUUAAGUCCUUAGCAAUAGAGGCUCUGGGGGUGGUGCAAGGCAAGAGGGAUCGAUUCUUAUUUAGAUGAAAAUGAGGCAGAGCUUGUGGGCUGAGAAAAUGCAUCUGCCUUAAAAAACCCAGAAUGGGUUUGCAUUCAGACACUGAAAGGAAAACGUGUUGGUUAAAACGUGUUGUUUGCCAUGAUAUGAUUAUUUCUAAAUAUAAACAUGACCAUACAUUCUUUUUAGGCACAAAUGUAAUUAUUAUUUAUUGCUAAAUUGAAAUACGAUAUUAAACUUAGGUGGUUAAGCACCUAUCUUG